This is a messenger RNA of Salmo salar (Atlantic salmon), 4000 nucleotides long. RefSeq names its product homeobox protein HMX3. Gene Ontology annotation, cellular component: nucleus. Gene Ontology annotation, molecular function: DNA-binding transcription factor activity, RNA polymerase II-specific; RNA polymerase II transcription regulatory region sequence-specific DNA binding. NCBI's taxonomy places the organism in Eukaryota, Metazoa, Chordata, Actinopteri, Salmoniformes, Salmonidae. Gene Ontology annotation, biological process: regulation of transcription by RNA polymerase II. The record is from RefSeq and is a predicted model, not a curated record.
UAAUGAGACACCUGCACAGAUGGAGGGAUAUAUGGCUGACCUUUUGACCUCACAGAUUAGCGCGUGACGGUCUCUUCCAGUGUGUGUUAUCACUGGUUCAAACACACACUGGAGCAGUGAGUGGUCCUGAUGGUAACACUGGAGCAGUGUGUGUGGCGUGCAGUGAGUGGCCCUGAUGGUAACACUGGAGCAGUGUGUGUAGCGUGCAGUGAGUGGCCCUGAUGGUAACACUGGAGCCGUGUUUGUAGCGUGCACUGAGUGACCCUAAUGGUAACACUGGAGCAGUGUGUGUAGCGUGCAGUGAGUGGCCCUGAUGGUAACACUGGAGCAGUGUCUGUAGCGUGCAGUGAGUGGCCCUGAUGGUAACACUGGAGCAGUGUCUGUAGCGUGCAGUGAGUGGCCCUGAUGGUAACACUGGAGCAGUGUGUGUAGCGUGCAGUGAGUGGCCCUGAUGGUAACACUGGAGCAGUGUGUGUAGCGUGCAGUGAGUGGCCCUGAUGGUAACACUGGAGCAGUGUGUGUAGCGUGCAGUGAGUGGCCCUGAUGGUAACACACUGGUUUAUUCUAUCAGUCAAAGUUGCUUAUGAUUCACCAAUCCUAUAAUAAAUCUAAUCUCAAAUACCCUCCACUGUGUUCCAACAGUACCAUUGACUCUACCCCCUUUAAUAACCCUUUCCUUUCUUGUACCCCACCUUGCAACCCCCUAUCCCUCUCCCUGCUUGUAUCAGCACUUGUAAACCAGUGUCUCAUCGAAACCCAAUUUCUCCUUGCUUCCAUAUGAUUGUGACUAACAGGUCGGUCCUCUCUCACACCAAUAAACUAUUAUGUAAUAUGGGGAUAUGAAUUAAAUGAGAUUUCAAUGUUUGAAAGAGAUGGUUCACAUGGCAGAGUGUUGUCCCCCCACCCCCCGCCACAUGGUUAGAAUAAGGUUGAUUUGGGUAAUGAUUGCCUACAGGACUUCCUCUCUGUAAAUCAGAUUAUAUUCUGAGUGAAACUUCUGUUGUAUCAUGACAUAGUGUACACAAAUAUUUUAGUUUGUUUGUUCAUACCAGACGUUUGGCUUCAUUAAAGAGGGAUAAAACUCACUAAACAAAUCACUGGUUUAUACAUGUAUUUACAUCUCUGAUUAUAAAUCAUUUACACUUGACUUGUAAGAUAAAUAAAAACAUGUUUUUUUUGCUGGAAAAUAAAAAUGCGCACCUCAUUGUCAUCAUUCAGGCACCAAAAGGUGAUCAUGCAGGUUAAAGCACCCCAUUUAGUGAUUAAUUAACUGUCAGCAUCUAUUAAAAAGCCCCCAUUCACCCAUCAAUAAGGACUUACAGUUUCACCCUGUUGAUGGUGUACAUGCACCGCUAAUGAAUAGACCUGUCCAUUUACAACCAAUUUGGAAAUGUGUUUCCUUAUUAAAUGCCUGUUUGACAGGAAGUCAUUGUUAGUCACGUCUGAGUACAUAACCCAUCUACUUUCUAAUUGGACUACAUGGCCAACAACACGCACAUCCCAUUUAGCCUGGAGCUCGGGGGCACACAGUCUGGGUGGACUUGUCGGUCAGUGCAAAAAUAGAUCCUUGGGACGUUCCUACCCUAAACCCUAUACUUAAGCCCUACCCUAACCAUUUUAAAUGUCAAUAGGGGACAUCCCAAGGAUCCCGCACAGCAGGUCUACUCUACCUAUUCUCCUGCUCCUGUCCCCUCCCUCCCUUCCUCUGGACUUCUCUUUUCCCCGUAGAUCUACCCUACCUAUUCUCCUGCUCCUGUCCCCUCCCUCCCUUCCUCUGGACUUCUCUUCUCCCCCGUAGACCUACUCUAGCUAUUCUCCUGCUCCUGUCCCCUCCCUCCCUUCCUCUGGACUUCUCUUCUCCCCCGUAGAUCUACCCUACCUAUUCUUGUCCUCCUGUCCCCUCCCUUCCACUGCUCCCAGUUUCAUCUCAAAUCCCACUUGCCAUUGUAGCCGACAUGCCCGAUCGUCCAGGACUGUGCGUGUUUAACAGUUUUAUGUAAUCGUUAGUAGAAUGCGGUGCAAGUCUGACGCAUUGAUCAUUGCUGCGAUCGUUCCAGGACAGACCUGCAUGAAGAUUUAUGCAACAUUUUACAUUUUAGUCAUCUAGCAGACGCUCUUAUCCAGAGUGAUUUACAGUAGUGAGUGCAUACAUUUUCGCACUUUUAAUUUUUUAUUUAUUUUUUUAUUCUCAAAGCAUUCUAACAGUCAGAAAAACAGGCCUAUAUUUGACUGAAACGCCACGCUUGGGUAACCGGAAUAAACCAACAAUAUCUUCCAACUAUUCCUCUUGCUGUUUGCUGUGAGUCAUUCAAAUGGACAAUAAACAUUCACAGGCGAUGGCAGAGACGGCGCAGGAGACCCGUCCGUCCGCUAAAGACUCACCUUUCUCUAUCAACAACCUGCUCAACUUCGACAGUAAACCUUCCAAACCGAAGACGCUGCUUGCCACCACCAAAGGACUAUUGGAAGGAGGUUUCUCUCUCUCUCGGAUAGGUGAUUUAACUUUUCCUAGUUUUGACAUCCCAGCCCAGAGAUUUGGAUUAUCGGCGCACUAUUUGGAAGGAGCGUCAGCGUGGUGGUAUCCGUACGCGCUUGGCACAUCGGGACAGCAUCUAUACAGGACUGGAGGGUUUGAGAAGGCCAUCGUGAGAGAGACACCAUCAACAGGCGGGGACCGAGACACACCGGAGCUGCUACGAAAAUCACCCGACCCGGACGACAAAAAGGACGAGAAAAACCAAAAUAUUAAUGAUAUCGUUCUGGAGGAGAGUGAUGGGGAUGAAGAACCAAAGAAGGAAAAAGAGUUGGUGGAUGACUGGAGGAAAAUUAAAGACGAGAACUCGGAUAAAAAAACGUGUCGGAAAAAGAAAACGCGCACAGUCUUUUCAAGGAGUCAAGUAUUUCGUUUGGAAUCAACGUUUGAUAUGAAACGGUACCUCAGUAGCUCAGAACGGGCAGGCCUGGCGGCAUCUUUACACCUCACAGAGACCCAGGUGAAAAUCUGGUUCCAGAACAGGAGAAAUAAGUGGAAAAGACAGUUGGCUGCUGAACUCGAAGCGGCCAAUGUGAGCCACGCCGCAGCCCAGAGGAUAGUCCGUGUACCCAUAUUGUACCAUGAGAACACCGGCUCGGAAACCGGGAGCGCUGGGAACGUGUCAGUCAGUCAGUCUCUAUUAACAUUCCCCCAUCAAGUGUACUAUUCACACCCUCUAGUCACAUCCGUGCCGCUGCUAAGACCAGUUUGAGAGACUCAUUUACUGUGUUGAUAUUUCUGUAUUGUAACCUAUGUAUAACAAACAUAUAUUAGGCCUAUUUUUUUAAAAUCUAUGAAAAUAGUUGGUGUUGGAAUGGUGGUAAAAAGGCUUUGUAUAUUGUACAGGUCUAUUUAUGACAACUGUUGUAUUUAUUAUUAUUAUAAUUAUUUGUAUUUCCAUGUCCAAAACUGAAAUAUUUCCUCCUAUUCAAAUGAUUUCAUAUUCAAUUGUUGUGCGUCCAAUGUAAUCUGAACAUUUUCCCAUUUGGUAUUGAUAUCGCUUUGAUUUAACUGAUGGGUUUUAUAUGAUUUUUCUUUUAAACAGGGUGGAAAAAUAUAGGUCUAUGUCUCCAUGUAGCCUAAGUCAUUUUACAAUGAAUUACAUCGAUGUUUUGUAUGAGAUUAGAACAAAUCCUAAGUAAAGUUUAAUAUUUCAUCAUGUAUAGCCGUUUUAUGUGUAAUAGUUCUACUGUUCGGCUCACGUACACGGUAUAUGGCUCACAGCUGGAAAAACAGCGACUACUUUGACCUAUAUUGUUUUAUAGAGCAAACAUUGAGGACAAAUCAUAUGUUCUUAUGUAUGGACAAUCAUACGCUAUACGUCUCACAAUGUUAUCACAGAUUUUUACUUGCUGUCAAUUAGAAAUGUAAUUUAAAAAAUGUAAAAAAAAAUCCGUGAUGAGUUUCACCAAAUGGCCAAAACAUGGAGACUUUUUUUUUACAUUGCUGAAUAAAUCGUGAAAUAAG